AUGGGAAUAGAUGGACUGUGGCCACUCCUUGAACCUGCCGGGGAGAAAAUGUCGUUGCAGCAUUUGGCCGUAGAGAGCGGAUUCUUGACCCAUCCGGGACCUGGUGGAACACGCAGCCUUCGCAUUGGAAUUGAUGCCCUUGCAUGGAUCUAUCGUGCCAUCUACCGUCAUGGCAGAACCAAGAACCCUGAGCUCGCAACUCUAUUCGCUCGAUGUGCUCGCCUUUUCAAGUUACCAGUACAUCCUCUAUUCGUUUUUGAUGGGCCCGAGAGGCCAAAGAACAAGCGAGGGAAGAAAGUUCGGGGAACCCGGUUGUGGUUAGAGCGGGACUUCAAGACUAUGUUGGAUGGCUUUGGGUUUAUGUGGAUUGAGGCCCCGGGAGAAGCUGAGGCUGAGCUCGCUUCCCUCGCAACCGCUGAUUGUGUGGAUGUUGUGCUCUCGGAAGACUCGGAUUGUUUUGUUUUUGGGGGCCCAGUUAUCAUGCGAUUUGAUCCGAACACGUCUAAUGAUGAGGAGGUCGUCCUCUAUUGUGCAGCCAACGUAGAAGCUCAUCCUGACCUCCACCUCAAGCAUGCAGAUUUUAUCUUCAUUGCUCUGACCGCAGGUGGUGAUUAUAGUAAAGGGAUCCCGAACUGUGGCAUAGAUACAGCAUUCCAACUUGCGAAGACUGGCCUUGGCCGGACACUUCUCGAAGGCAUGAAGCAUUACCAGGGACGCAACUUGCGGGCAUUUCUUUCGUCGUGGCGCCAGUCGUUGAUUCUCGAGGCUGCCACCAACAAAUCCGGCCACCUUCCACACAAGUAUCCACACCUCGCCAGGAGCAUUCCGGCCAACUUCCCAACUGCCGCGUUGCUCAAUCUUUAUGCAAAACCUCUUGUAUCUGACAAAGUUCCUCCCACCCUCUUCAUGAAAGAGCCAGACCCUCCGAUGCUUGCAAGCUUUGCUGAAAAUCACUUUGUUUGGGGAGAUCCUGUUGGAAUCCUCAAGCACUUCUCUGACACUGUUUUCCCUGGGCUUGCCACCCGAUCCCUCAUGGCAGUUGCACGGGUCCAUGACCUUGGGUUCGGUGCUCAGAGUCAGACCCCAAUCUCGCAUGUCAUCGGUUUACGAGGACCCGGUACCUCAGCCAAGUGCCCCCGUCACCAGGAAGUCCGUCUAGCUCUCUGCCUCAGUUCCGAAUACGUCAACCGCAUUGUCAAGGCCCUUGAGAAAUGGAUGAAGGAAGAGCGCGCUAAGGUCAAAGCAUGGGCACCACUUGAGAUGGCCCCGAAAUUCUAUAUGGCUGUUCUAAACUAUGCUGGGGUCCAUCAAGUCCUGUCUGAGCAGGCCCGGAAACAUGAGCAGGAAGACGUCGAAGAUGAUAUUGAGGGCGAGAAGGAGACACUUCCAGAUUUGGCCCCUGAGGACCUUAUUGGAAUUGACAGAGAGUUGGAGACUGUUUCUCAGUGGAGGACCACAGUAACGGGUGCAUCGAAGGGGGUUACCGACAAAACGGAAUCUGAAUACCAACGCUUGAUGAGGCAAUGCGUUGAGUUCUUGAUUUCGCACAAGCUCAUUCAGGAUUCAACCGACUUUUUCUGCCCUAACCCACCAGAAAAUGCACCGCUAUACAUUGUUGCAUGGAUCAUGAACCAGUAG
This is a messenger RNA of Cyclocybe aegerita, 1638 nucleotides long. Lineage: Eukaryota; Fungi; Basidiomycota; Agaricomycetes; Agaricales; Hemipholiotaceae. The record is from the annotation of a GenBank genome assembly.